AUGGCUUCCAAGUCCAUAUGUACGCGCUGUCUGCGUGUAGCGAAGACAAACCUACCUUCGCGAUCACGUCCUUUCAUCCAGCGAGCAUGCAUCUCCUCUACCACUCUUCCUCCACCACUACCGAGCGCGAAGCAACAGAGCCGCAAGAUCCACCACUCUGCCCAGCAGAAUGCAGCAUCAACAGCAGCAGCCACCGCAUCUUCUAGCUCGACUCCCGAUGAGUCUCGCGUACUCCUCAAACCCGACAAUCUCUUCCAUUCUUUUACAAACUCGCCGUCACCCACCAUACGUCGUAGGGCCGCGUUCAUGCGCAUGAACGCUUAUUGUCCCCACCCUGAGCAUCAAGCCACUCGUGCGCCAACAUCUCCACACGAUCUGGAAGCGAGGAAAWCAGGCGCCGCUCCGCCAGCACAUGUCCGCUAUGAGUGUCCUGAUUGCGGGAUCCCAGUCUCUUGCAGCGAGGAGCACUUCGUGGACGACUAUGAAUCUCAUCUAGAGAUCUGCGAUCUUUUGAAAGAGAUCAACCAAGAUGAUCACGAUCUUUCCUCUGGCAGGUUCUUCCCAGAGUUUGAGUACCCACCUGCAGGGAUGGACGAAGCACAGGUCAACUUGACCAAUUGGGAUACCAUGCUCUUUAGCCGGGAGUUCAACGCGGUCAAUGACGAGCGAAGUAUGAGGCAGGUGACAAGAUUAUUGACGUAUCCCAUUACAAUUGGAAGCAUUCUCCACGAACUCAGUCCAUACAGUCUAAAGGACAAACUCCUCCCCGAAGGUCUUCGAUCUUUGAGCGCAUUGCGUUACACCCUCCACCCACCUCGUACAGGUGCCGGGAUUGAUAUAAAAGGCCUUCGGCCAAACCCUCCGCCGGUCCGUCUCUUCAUUCUUGGUGCCCGUGCCGAAUCCUCUCUGCCUCGUGAAGUCUGGCUCCAGCUUUCUCAUCUUUUCCCUCGAGCGACGUUCCAUCUCAACUUCAUCGGUCCGGAAAGUAUGGCGAAUCGCGAUGAUGAGUUUCCCCUUCCGGAACGCACGCCUUCCAACCCCUUUGGCGCCAUCGUCGAAGAUCGUCUUGGAGGUGCAGUCAAAAUAAGCACAUAUGUCGAGUACUUCCACACUCUUCAUGAAGCACAGCACUUUGCGCCCUACGAUCCCUACUUUGAUGCUUUCGUUCUCUUCCAUCCUGGUCUCGGACAUCCCGCUAGUUCCCACGAAUGGAAAGAUACCAUUCCUCAACUGCUCGAGACGAAAGUCCCGAUCAUUUGCACUGGAUACACCGAGUUUGACAUGCAGAGAGAUAUUGAGUGGGUCCAGAAAGAAGUUGGCGGCGAAAUGGAUCUGAUCAUCARGCCUGGCGAGAACCGCUUCCGAAGUUUGAGGUGGGAGAUUAAUGACGCGGAUCCAGGAGAUGUGAGCUGCGGGAACUGGGGUGUCUGGGGCUUCAGAGGAAAGAGGUAUGAGGCCGAGGAGUUCAGAGGUAAAGAGAACGAGGGGAAAGAGGAGGCAGAGUAA
Molecule: messenger RNA, 1506 nt
Organism: Ramularia collo-cygni
Lineage: Eukaryota; Fungi; Ascomycota; Dothideomycetes; Mycosphaerellales; Mycosphaerellaceae
Product: related to MSS51 protein
Exons: 2
Coding region: 1-1506 (501 amino acids)
Biological process (GO): mitochondrial respiratory chain complex IV assembly
Cellular component (GO): extrinsic component of mitochondrial inner membrane
Source: RefSeq, a predicted model, not a curated record